Messenger RNA from Macrosiphum euphorbiae (potato aphid), 261 nucleotides. Lineage: Eukaryota; Metazoa; Arthropoda; Insecta; Hemiptera; Aphididae. The record is from the annotation of a GenBank genome assembly.
AUGUCAAUAAAUCGACGUUUUGCAGUUCAUAUAUUAGCGUCCAAAAGCUCUAAAAAACAGUUAAAUAAUGGUCUGCCCCAGGGCUCGGUACUGGCAUUGCUGACUCUUUUCAAUCUAUGCAUCAGUGAUCUACCGGAUACAACCUCUCAAAAAUUUGAAUACGCAGACGACAUCGCGAUAAUUCCACAACAUGAAAAAUUUGAAAAUAAUGAAGCCCAUACUCAAUCAAGACUUAGAAAAACUCAAUGGUGGGCAAGUUAA